CGAGGCAGGCCUCUUGAGCAGUGCAGUGCCACUGCCCGUCGCUCCGUAACAAGCAAACAGUGUGGUACGCGCUCUAGUGCAGUAAAGUACGCGCCUCAGUUGGUGGCUACAAUGGCCAGUUCACUCAGUAUAAAGCUAGUGCUGCUAGCACUCUGCGUUGAGGUGGCCCUUUCGAACGUAAUCAAUGCCAUCCCGCAACAAACCAGUCGCCAACACGACACGGAGCAUCCCCGUUCGGACCGGCGUGCCUGGAACAGUGAGCCGGUGUACGACACGAUCGAAGAAAACUCCGAAUACUGGCGAGAACGAGCACAAGACACACUGCGUCAGCAUUUGGAGCAACCACACAACGAGCGGAAGGCCAAGAAUGCCAUCUUCUUCAUCGGCGAUGGAAUGUCGCUACCGACGGUGGCCGCUACCCGGAUGUACCUGGGCAACGAGAACCUUGCCCUAUCGUUCGAGCAGUUCCCGUACUUUGGCCUCACGAAAACGUACUGCGUUGAUCGGCAGGUGGCCGAUUCGGCCUGUACCGCUACGGCGUACCUAUCCGGGGUGAAGAUCAACUACGGUAUGAUCAACGUGGCGGCCAGUGUCACCCGAGGUACCUGUGAGUACGAUCACGAAGCGACCGAAAUUCAGGGACUGCUCAAGUGGGCCCAGGACGCAGGCAAAACAACGGGACUGGUGACGAAUACGCGCAUUACCCAUGCGACACCGGCCGGUUCGUACGCCGCCAGUGCCCACCGGGACUGGGAGGAUGAUAGUGAGGUGUUGGCCGAUUGUCCGAACACACCGACCGAACGCCGACCGGUGGACAUUGCCAGUCAGCUGGUGCACGGUGAGGUGGGCCAGAAGUUGAAGGUUGUGUUGGGUUGUGGUCGCCGCCACUUCCUACCGACCGGUACGGUCGAUGAGGAUGGUGGCCGAGGGCAACGGUCGGAUGGAGUGAAUCUGAUCGAGAAGUGGAAGGAAAUGCGAAGCGCCCAUGGCCGUGCACGGUAUGUUUACGAUCGGGCGGGACUGAUGGAGGCGGCGGAAGCGAAAGAUCAGGAUCAUCUACUGGGACUGUUCGGUAGUAGCCACUGUUUGUACAAUUUGGAAAUUGAUGAUCAGAAGGUGGAAGACCGGAAACCGAGACUGACGGAGAUGGUAGAGGCAGCGUUGAAGGUGCUGGAGGAUGGUAAUGAGCAGGGUUACGUGCUGUUCGUUGAGGGAGGUCUCAUCGAUACGGCGCAUCAUUCUAACCGUCCGCGUUUGUCGUUGGAAGAGACGGCUGAGUUUCACCGGGCGAUCGAUUUGGCCCGCAAGCGGACGAACGUUAGCGAUACGCUGAUCGUCGUGUCGUCCGAUCAUAGUCAUACGCUGAUGUACAACGGAUAUCCGACCCGUGGCAACGAUAUACUGGGCAUAGCGGACGUAAGCGACAAAGAUCAGCUACCCUACACGACCCUGAGCUACGCCAACGGUGAAGGUUAUUACGAAACGUACCUAGACGGGGAUCCCAACAAGCGUAUCGACAUCACCAGCUACGAUCUCAAGAGCUACCGGCAGCGCUAUCUGGCCACCGUUCCACUCUCCUCGGAAACACACGGCGGCGAGGAUGUCGGGGUGUAUGCCAGUGGUCCGAGUGCCCACCUGUUCGCCGGGAACACGGAACAGAACGUGAUACCGCUGCUGAUCGCAUACGCCAGCAACAUUGGUGAGAGUUUCGGUUGGAAGCCCGAAGUGCACGACAACGAUGAUGAUGAUGAUAACUUUGCCACCCGGUUGUCACUUUCUGCGACGCUUUCCACACUCUGCCUCGGCGUACUGAUAGCGGCACACAUCCGAAGGUUACUUCUCCUUAGCUGAAGCUCGAAUCGAAACGCGCGCUCAGCAAUGGCGACCUUUGGAAGGUUCCUAGCGUGUCUUUUGCUUCUCUCCGUCGUUGCCUGCGAGAUCGUGCACGUUCCUAAUGCGGGUCGCACACGAGAUCCUCACUCUCGCCAGGACAGGAAACAGGCCACCCCUAGCCAACCCAAACAGAUCGUGGACGAGCCGCUAGGAUUCGAAGAACGGGAACGUGACAGCGAGUACUGGUUCGAGCAGGCCCAGGACACCCUGGCCAAGAAGCUCGCCUCCCAACCCAACACAAACCACGCAAAGAACGUGAUCUUCUUCAUCGGCGACGGCCUAUCGUCGCAAACGGUGGCCGCCACUCGCAUGUACCUUGGCAACGAGGCCAACAGCCUUUCGUUCGAGCACUUUCCCGAUCUUGGCUCGGUCCGGACGUACUGCGUGGACCGGCAGGUCUCGGACUCAUCCUGUACCGCCACGGCCUACUUGUCCGGGGUGAAGAUCAACUACGGAAUGGUGAACAUUGCGGCGUCGGUCAGUCGUUACACCUGCCAGUACGAUCGUAAUGCCAGUGACUUCGAGGGGCUGCUGCGGUGGGCCCAGGAUGCCGGUAAGUCCACCGGUAUUAUCACGACCACGAAGAUAACGCACGCCACACCGGCCGGUGCGUACGCUAGCACCGCUAACCGGUACUGGGAGAACGAUGUCGAGGUGGCCGACGCGGACUGUGAUCCGGCACUGGUCGAUGACAUUGCGGAGCAGCUCGUGGAGAAGGAGCUGGGCAAACGGUUCAAUGUGGUGCUCGGUGGAGGGCGCGGUAAUCUGCUACCAGUGGAAGUGACGGACGAGGAAGGGAAACCCGGUUAUCGGCGCGAUGGUAAGAAUCUGAUCGAGCAGUGGAAACGGACCCACGCAACGAUGGGAGUGUCGGAGUACGUUUGGAACCGGGAGCAGCUACUGGCGGUCGAUACGAAGAGUACCGACUAUCUGCUCGGCCUGUUCGAAUCCGGACACAUGAAGUACAAUCUGGAGCGUGUGGGGGAUGCCGAACGUCAGGAGCCAACACUGGAGGAGAUGACGGCGACGGCCAUUCGGUUGCUGGAGCGAAACCAAAACGGAUACGUUCUGUUCGUGGAAGGAGGGCUGAUCGAUGUGGCGCACCAUGAAACCUGGGCACGCCUGGCACUGGACGAGACGGCCGAAUACUCGAAAGCGAUCGAUACGGCGAGGCGGAUGACCAGCGAGGCGGAUACACUGAUCGUCGUUAGCUCCGAUCAUUCCCAUACCAUGACCUACAACGGGUAUCCGAAACGUGGUAACGAUAUUCUCGGUCUGGGUGACAUCAGUGACGAGGACUUGCUGCCGUACACGACGCUGAGCUACGCCAACGGGCUGUCUUACUACACGACCUACACCGCGGAGAAUCUCGGUGUGCGUGAGGACGUGUCCAAGUACGACUACACCAAGAUGGACCAACUGUACAUGGCGAUGGUACCGAUGGAUGCGGAAACGCACGGUGGUGACGAUGUGCCCGUUUGGGCCUCCGGUCCCAUGUCCCAUCUGUUCCGGGGUGUCUACGAACAGAACACCCUGCCCUACCUAAUCUCCUAUAUUGCUCAGAUCGGCGAUUACUACGAUGAGUCUAGCACGGCCAGUGCGUUCGUUGCACUGCCGCUUCUCCUUCUCAUUAGCGUUGUCAUGGCAAUUACGCGACAGUAAUAGAUCGGUUUCAUUCGGUGGCUCCCCGACGGAGUCCCAUUAUCUAUUCAAUCCUGGUGGCGACCGUCGUGGGUUGCGAUGAUUGAUUGCUUGGCGCGGCUAGCCAUGGGUAACAGGGCAGUAUUAUGGCAAUCCAAAUUACGAUACACGCUUCGAUUCACUUUGAUAAGAGCCACUUAUCGUGCCGAACGACACCGUAGUAAGCGACUGUAAAUAUAACAAUUAACCAACCAGUGUGGAAUCUUA
Molecule: messenger RNA, 3801 nt
Organism: Anopheles aquasalis
Lineage: Eukaryota; Metazoa; Arthropoda; Insecta; Diptera; Culicidae
Biological process (GO): dephosphorylation
Molecular function (GO): alkaline phosphatase activity
Source: RefSeq, a predicted model, not a curated record